AUGUAAUUUUUAAUUGCAAUUCCAUUUUUUUUGACAGUCUAUACUUAGACUCUUGAAUUAGAACCUUUAGAAUAUUAUUCUUAAUCUUUCUCUCCAGGUAAUUUCUAUUUAACCUUUAGGAACAAAAAUUGCCAUAAAAGGAGAAGCUACAAAGUUUUGUAAUAUAUAAUAAGGAAAAAUUGUAUAAAAUAUUUUGAGCAAAUCUGAAUUUUAAAACGAUGCAGUUACAUUUGCAAAAGUAGAAAAUGAUGCUAUAUUAAUCCUUGAUUCCAAAGGAUAAUUAUUAAAUCAUGAAUAGAGUAUUAUUUUAACAUUAUCCAAAUUUGAAUCAAAAAAAUGUAGAAUGUUAUAUAACACAUAAAGCGUUGCUAUUUAUUGUUUUGAUACUAAGCUUGUAUAUAUUAUUCAAGAUUUAAGUAAUAAUUUAUUGACUUUUAGAGACUGUAUCUGAAUACUAACUUGAGAAUUUAAAAGAUGUUUAACUGAUUAAAGAAAGGUAUAUUGUUCUUAAAGGAUAAGAAUUAUUUUUUAAUGACAAUGAAAUAAUAGAAACUAUAUCCAUUAAAUCAGUUGAUGUUUUUAGAAUUAUUGAUAAUAAGAAUCUUGUUUUUGUAGCAUAAUAAAAUCAAACAAGUGUUAUAUACAUAUAUAAAUAUGAAUUUGAACAAUUGGUUUAUAAUAGGAAAAUAUUACUUAAAAGAUUAUAUUAAAAUAUAACUUCAGUUUUAAUGACAGAAAAUGAAGAUAUAUACAUAACCACAAAUAACGAAUUAGUAAAAUAUGAUGGUACAGAAAAGGUGUAUGAAAUUAAAAAUAUACAAAACCUAUAUGAUGUUGUUAAACAAGAUAUAAUAAUAGCAAUAAGUAAUGUAGGAGUUUUUGAAUAAGAGAAUAAUUAAAUAGUGCUGUAAUUAAAAAUAAUAUCAAUGAAAAUAGUUACAACGUAUUGGCAAAUCCUAUGUAAAUAUUGGAUUUGAUGAUUGGUAAUGAGAAUCAUUAUGUGUUGAGUCGAUAAUAUAUGUAUUAGGUAACUUUUUAAAAAUUAAAUCCUGAACUAAUAUGUUAUCCUUAAGAGUAUCAUAAAUCUGGCGUAUAUGAAUUAGAAAUAGUAGGUAUGUAAAUAGUUUAAAUGAUUAGAAAACGAUGAAAAAAAAUAAAUGAUAGAAAUCUAAUUAUAAUAGGCAAUUAUAACUUCUAGAAAUGAACAUUGGUUGUGGAUUGGCGCUAUUCUAUUUUUAGUGGGUGUUUUGGUUUUAGGUAAUUUAUGAUUAUUAUAUGUAGUAUACUGUAUUUAUGGAAGUUAUAGCUUGUAUAAAUUAAGAUAUUCUAAUGAGUAAAAGAGUAUUUAUUAAAAAUAGUUUUGA
Molecule: messenger RNA, 1364 nt
Organism: Paramecium sonneborni
Lineage: Eukaryota; Ciliophora; Oligohymenophorea; Peniculida; Parameciidae
Source: the annotation of a GenBank genome assembly